Etheostoma spectabile (orangethroat darter) is the source of this 1847-nucleotide messenger RNA. RefSeq names its product lysophosphatidic acid receptor 6. Gene Ontology annotation, molecular function: lysophosphatidic acid receptor activity. The record is from RefSeq and is a predicted model, not a curated record. Gene Ontology annotation, cellular component: plasma membrane. The coding region runs from base 406 to 1527 and encodes 373 amino acids. NCBI's taxonomy places the organism in Eukaryota, Metazoa, Chordata, Actinopteri, Perciformes, Percidae. Gene Ontology annotation, biological process: phospholipase C-activating G protein-coupled receptor signaling pathway; positive regulation of Rho protein signal transduction. The transcript has a single exon.
UUGUGUUGAAGACCGACUUGCAGGCUGCUACAAGGCUUUUGAUUUACGAUCAAGCAGGGGCAGAGCAAAACCUCUUGAGAAUAAGAUAACAAUCACCAUGCCCCCCACCCCAGCGCUGCUGCAAGAACAGACAGGAAACAAGCGAAGGGAAGAACAUCUCGACUGUUCACAGAGAUGAGCCACAUGACUCUCAAAGGGAUAAACAUUUCAACUGGGAAAGACAACUGGAAACAACUGAAAACCUUACUUAAAUGAGGAUUAUUGGAUGUGCAGGACACCUUUCACGUACAUAAAGAAGGACAUUGGAUACUGAUUAAGGUAUUUUGUGGAGUUACAAUAUACUUUCAUUACAAAACCACACAAACUGAGCCUUCUUCAGUAUUUCAGGACUGUUUUUCUGCACAAAUGAAACAUACAUUUUUGCUACCUGGUUUAAAAAUGAAUGACAGCAGCACACUAGAGUAUAACGUCACUCAAAAUGACAAGAAUUGCAUCAAGAGUGACGACUUCAAGUACCCUUUGUAUAGCUGUGUUUUCAGCCUGGUGUUUUUAUUUGGACUUGUCUUCAACAUGGUGGCUCUAUACAUUUUUGGCUGUACACUGAAGCUGCGAAAUGAGACAACGACCUACAUGAUAAACCUUAUAGUUUCAGACUCUUUCUUUGUCAUGACCCUGCCUUUUCGGAUCGUUUACUUUAUUAAACGUGAAUGGGUAUUUGGUAGCGUGCUCUGUAAGAUCUCUGUGGCCCUGUUCUACACCAACAUGUACAGCAGCAUACUCUUCCUCACCUGCAUCAGCGUUGACCGUUUCCUGGCCAUUGUGUACCCAUUCCGGUCCCAAAGAAUUCGUACCAGAAGGAAUGCCAAACUGGCCUGCUGUAUAGUGUGGGUGAUGGUUCUUUCUGGAAGUAUACCCACUGGGUUCCUUUUGGACACCACCUCACCCAUCAAUGCAAAAUCCUCAAACUUCUGCUUUGAAAACUACUCCAACAAACAGUGGCAGGCUGAGCUGUCCAAGGUGGUGGUGUUUAUCGAGACUGUGGGCUUCAUCAUCCCAUUGAUGCUCAAUGUCUUCUGCUCCAUCAUGGUGCUACGGACACUGAGGAAACCCCGAAACUUCAGCCAUGGAGGGAACCUAAACAAGUCAAAAAUCCUAAGGAUGAUCACAGUGCAUCUGCUCAUCUUCUGCUUCUGUUUCAUCCCCUACAAUGUUAAUCUCAUCUUUUAUGCCCUGGUCCGCUCCAACAUCAUAGAAGGGUGCAAAGCAGAAUAUGUGGUCAGGACCAUCUACCCAAUUAGUCUGUGCAUAGCAGUGACCAACUGUUGUUUUGAUCCAGUCAUAUACUAUUUCACUUCAGAGACCAUUAAGAGUUCCAUGAAACGCAAGUCCACAGUAUGGCACUAUGGUGCCAAGCUUUUCGACAGACUACAGAUGGACAGCCCACAAAGCAGUCCAAAUACAACACACAAAAGCCUGUCUCCGUGGAGUCAGAAAUCCAAAGUGUUUGACAAUGAGUCUACAAUCUAAUGUAAAUUCUAUCAUGGGACACGAUUAAAAAUUCAAUGAUUGUUGGUGAAACUUGAUUUGAAUGUGAGGAUGUAUGUGGAGGUGGAGUUGCCUUGAAGAUCAUAAUAACAAACAAUGGUUACUAAGGAGUCACUCUUUCCUCUACUGGACAAAAAAGAGUAGGACACCCAAGUCAGUCAAUGAAAGAGUGGAACAAGUCCAAUCGGAAACAUUUGAAAGUGUGUUACAGCAUUGACCCUUUAGGCUGCCAAUUCACAACACACAUUAUUAGAAAACAUUUCUUUCUUAGUAGUUAUGAGUUUAUAAUGUGUACUAUUUGA